This is a messenger RNA of Camellia sinensis, 2395 nucleotides long. Its product is annotated as DELLA protein GAI1. The record is from RefSeq and is a predicted model, not a curated record. NCBI's taxonomy places the organism in Eukaryota, Viridiplantae, Streptophyta, Magnoliopsida, Ericales, Theaceae.
UUGCCUGUUGAUUCUUUGGUGCUUGUGCCUCGUCACGAGCAUUUCUUAUUUCUCUCGCUUCGCUAUAUAUUUUUCUCACAAAAUUCUCUCUCUCCUCUCACACACUCUCUCUCUUCCCUGGAAGAACUCAGAACUCAGAGACUUGUGAAAAACCAAGCACACCUCGCCCAAUCCCCAAUAAUCCCCAGGUUCAAAGGCUCCGUUGAUUUGCGAGUUUUUCAGAAACUCCCACUCCUUCCAAAUCUCCGAACCCCCAAAACCCAAAUAGCCACGAUAGAGAUAUGAAGCGCGAGCAUCACCAGCACUACCCCCCUCCGCCGCAUCAGGACACCUUUUGCGGGGGCGGCGAUGAUGGCGUUGGGAGCUCCUCUGGCGGCGGCGGAAGUGGAAAACCCAAGACAUGGGAAGAAGAUGCCGGAGUGGAUGAGCUCCUGGCCGUGUUGGGUUACAAGGUGAAGGCCUCCGACAUGGCUGAUGUUGCUCAGAAGCUGGAACAGCUCGAAGAAGUGAUGGGUCAUGCUCAGGAAGAUGGGUUGUCUCACCUCGCUUUCGAUACAGUUCACUACAACCCAUCAGAUCUAUCUUCUUGGCUCGAAUCCAUGAUCACCGAGCUCAACCCUCUUCCUGAAUUUCCACCCCCGGUCGACGAUCCAUUCCUCGCCGCCAUAGAAUCUUCCUCCACAGUCACAUCCGUGGACACCCAAAAUCAAUACAAUCAACAAAACUCCUAUGGCAGAAUCUUCCAAGACUCAUCUUCAGAUUACGAUCUCAAAGCAAUUCCUGGUAAAGCCGUUUAUUCCCAAAUUCAACCCCCAAACAAGCGAUUCAAACCUUCUUCUCCAUCAUCAUCAUCAUCGGUUACCUCGUCGAUGCCACUAGGGAUGUGGGCUGAGUCGAUUGAGCCAACUCGUCCGAUGGUCCUAGUUGACUCUCAAGAGAACGGUAUCAGAUUAGUCCACACACUCAUGGCUUGCGCCGAAGCCGUCCAACAAGACAACGUCAAGCUAGCCGAAGCUCUGGUGAAGCAAAUCGGCUUCCUCGCCGUCUCUCAAGCCGGCACGAUGAGAAAAGUCGCUACCUAUUUCGCCGAAGCUCUGGCUCGGAGAAUCUACAGACUUUACCCUCAAAACCCACAAGACUCUGCUUUCUCAGAUCAUCUCCAGAUCCAUUUCUACGAGACCUGCCCUUACCUCAAAUUCGCUCACUUCACAGCCAAUCAAGCCAUCCUCGAAGCUUUCGCGACCAAGAAACGAGUCCACGUCAUCGAUUUCAGCAUGAAACAGGGGAUGCAGUGGCCGGCUCUGAUGCAAGCCUUGGCUCUCCGACCGGGCGGUCCACCCACUUUCCGGUUAACCGGAAUUGGACCGCCUUCCCAUGACAACACAGACCAUUUACAAGAAGUGGGUUGGAAGUUGGCUCAAUUGGCUGAAACAAUCCAUGUAGAGUUCGAAUUCCGAGGGUUUGUGGCUAACAGUUUGGCCGAUCUCGAUGCGUCGAUGCUUGAUCUACGAGAAGGCGAGGCCGUGGCGGUGAAUUCGGUUUUCGAAUUUCAUCAAUUGCUUGCUCGACCCGGUGCGAUCGAGAAGGUUUUGUCGGCGGUGAAGGAGAUGAAGCCGGAGAUCUUGACUGUCGUUGAGCAAGAAGCGAACCACAACGGACCGGUUUUCUUGGACCGGUUCACUGAAUCGUUGCAUUAUUACUCUACUCUUUUCGACUCGUUGGAGGGUUGUGGUGGAGGUGGUGGUGGGUCGCCGUCGCCGGCGGUGAACAACCAGGAUAAGGUGAUGUCGGAGGUGUACUUGGGUCGGCAGAUCUGCAACGUGGUGGCGUGUGAGGGUUCGGACCGGGUCGAGAGACAUGAGACUUUGGCUCAGUGGAGAGCCCGGUUCGGAUCGGCCGGGUUCGAGUCGGUUCACCUGGGCUCGAACGCGUUCAAGCAAGCGAGCAUGUUGUUGGCUUUGUUUAACGGCGGUGAUGGGUACAGAGUGGAGGAGAACGGUGGGUGUCUUAUGCUGGGUUGGCAAACUCGCCCACUCAUCGCCACCUCGGCGUGGAAACUCAGCUAGUACUGAGUCAACUCAGAUGCGAGACAACAACAGACCAUGUUGGGCUUGGGUCAAGUCAGUUCCAGCCCACCAAAAACCCUAAUGGAAUGCUAUUAGUGAGAGUUUGAACUUGAGACCCACCACCACUUCCUCUCUUCUCUCUUCUCUCUCCCUCCCCCUCCCCCUUCCCCUCCUUUGUGUACCUACCCUUUUUAGGUAUAAUUUAUCUUCUUCUUUUUGUUCAUCUUUCUUUUAUUGGGUGGAAUCUUUUGUAAUUUUCAGGGGUGAAUCUGAAGAGGUCAAUGUGUAGUUAUAUAAAGCUUUUCUUUAAUAAAAGGAUGAUUUGAGAA